Lytechinus pictus (painted urchin) is the source of this 2092-nucleotide messenger RNA. Its product is annotated as U6 snRNA-associated Sm-like protein LSm5. Gene Ontology annotation, biological process: mRNA splicing, via spliceosome. Gene Ontology annotation, molecular function: RNA binding. The record is from RefSeq and is a predicted model, not a curated record. Gene Ontology annotation, cellular component: U6 snRNP; Lsm1-7-Pat1 complex; U4/U6 x U5 tri-snRNP complex. Lineage: Eukaryota; Metazoa; Echinodermata; Echinoidea; Temnopleuroida; Toxopneustidae. The transcript is spliced from 5 exons. The coding region runs from base 120 to 401 and encodes 93 amino acids.
GACUUCUAAGAGACAAAUUAAUCUGGAAAUUGAGUUGACUGGAAGUUGCUAUCGCAUAUCGGUGAACGACAACGAUUUGACGGGGUUGUGGAUCAAAAUAAAAUUAAAAUCACGACAGUAUGACUACCGGUACUUCCAACCCAUCUCACCUUUUACCUCUUGAACUUGUUGACAAAUGUAUUGGCUCCCGGAUUCACAUUGUUAUGAAGACAGACAAGGAGAUUGUUGGAACUCUGCUUGGCUUUGAUGACUUUGUCAACAUGGUACUUGAAGAUGUUGUAGAAUUUGAAACAACAUCAGAAGGUAGGAGAGUCACCAAACUGGAUCAGAUUCUUUUGAAUGGGAAUAAUAUUACAAUGCUUAUCCCUGGAAGCGAAGGACCAGAAGGUUCAGAAGUUUGAUUGUAGGCUCUACAUGAGUGAAUCGACAAUCAUUUGGAGAACAUUGUACAGCUGAUCACUUGUAUGAUUAAAAAGUUUUUCAAGAAGGACGUUUUCUGUGCAUUGUGACCUCUCUGUUGGAAAUACCGAGGGUAGCAAACUGAUGAAUCAUCCAUAUUUCAGGACUGUCAACACCAUCAAUAAUGCUAUCUAUUAUUUGAUUUUGAAACCUUACCCUGUAAAUAUACUUUUUAUAAAUCAAAGUGUCUACAUAGCUCCAAGCUUUUAUUUUGUUUUAGUCAUGUUAGUAGUUUUCAGGCCCGGGUCCAACUGACCAGUGCCCAACCAAUGCUGCCAGUCACCGGGGCAAUUUCCUGCAGACCAGCUAAUGAAAAAAAGUAAUUAAAAAAAAUACAGUCAAAGAAUUUGACAUUUAACCAGGUUAACAAGUAAAUUUUAAAACGUCUUUGUAAUUUUAAUCCUUUAAUUGCUAUUCAAGUCCAAACACUACAUUGCAAAUGCUAUGGGUAGUUGUGACAAUUCCUUAUCUUUACAAAGUACUCAAUUGUCAAACACCUGUAAUCUCACAAGACGUAAUUCUCUGUUUUCUGUACCUUUCUUCACAACUUAGAGGUCGUACUAUCAUAGUAUUAGAAAUUUAAAUUUUUGAUAAUUUCAAAAUUUAACCCUCCCAAAUAGCCUUUAUACAUGUUUAAUUUUGUUUAUCACAAAAUUGACGUAAUUCUCUCUCUUCUCUCUACCUUUCUUCAUAACUUAGAGGUCGUACUAUCAUAGUAUUAGAAAUUUAAAUUUUUGAUAAUUUCAAAAUUUAACCCUCCCAAAUAGCCUUUAUACAUGUCUAACUUUGUUUAUCACAAAAUUGACGUAAUUCUCUCUCUUCUCUCUACCUUUCUUCAUAAAUUAGAGGUCGUACUAUCAUAGUAUUAGAAAUUUAAAUUUUUGAUUAUUUCAAAAUUUAACCCUCCCAAAUAGCCUUCAUGUACAUGUUUAAUUUUGUUCAUCACAAAAUUGUUUCUGACUGCUGAAAUCUUCUAGGGAUAGUUUUUAAAACGGUCAUGAAUUGUAGACAUUCCUUUCCUAGCACACUACAGGGCUAGGACCUUUUCCAAAAUUAUCAGGAAGCAGGAGCCCAUUCACACAUUAUGGUUGAAAGUCCUAUACUUUAGUUUAAUCCCUAAGCAUUGCACUGUAAUAAUUACACUGUAAUUCUGUGGCUUGCACAGUCACACCAAUGAAACAGACUCUAGACCGAUCAAACUAACAUUUUCAAAAGCAUGCUAUUGGUCGGGUUUAGAGUCGGUAUCAUUAGUGUGACUGCAACAUUAUAGACAUCUGAGGAACCAGGGGGGUGUUUCACAAAGAUUUAAGUAUGACUUAGAGUCGCACUUAAAUACCGAGUUGCGUACGGUAUAAAAGGCUUGACCACAUUGGUCAGAUCGUGUCAUGAGGACGCGCACUAAUGCGAAUCUAUCAUUAAGAUCGCGCGUUGCAUAUCAUGUACGCGUCGGCAUUUAAGUGCGACUUAAAUCUUUGUGAAACACCCCCAAGGACUAGUGUAUUAAUGUACCAUACUUUAAAAAAAAAAGUAUUUGUUGAAAAGUGGUAAAGGUUCUGUAUUUUUUGUACAUACUGUAUUUGUACUCUUGAUGGCAACACUCUUUAAUAAAAAAGAUCAUGUUCAUAAACAUGUA